This is a messenger RNA of Dreissena polymorpha, 2221 nucleotides long. RefSeq names its product tetratricopeptide repeat protein 16-like. NCBI's taxonomy places the organism in Eukaryota, Metazoa, Mollusca, Bivalvia, Myida, Dreissenidae. The record is from RefSeq and is a predicted model, not a curated record. Gene Ontology annotation, molecular function: protein binding.
GAUUAGCAAUGUAGAUAAGAAAGUAAACUAAAACACACGAUGACGGAGGCGACAUCAGAGACCCCUGAGUCUGGUCUGGACAUGCUAGAUGGGCUGGAGAGGGAGGAGCUGAGUGAAACACCAAACCCCAUUAAGAGAGACGACAGCUUCAUGAGCAAGGGCUCCGAAGAAGGGCUCAUUGAUGGCGUGUUUGAUGUAAAGCUCUCAGAGGUGACUGAGGACCCUAACCAGGUGAAUGUGCACCAGUUCUACCCACAGCUCGAACACCAGUUCAUGAAGGGACAUGGCGGCCAUGGCGACCAGAGACUGGCUAUAGCUGGCAGUGUGUCAUCAGGCUGGGUACCGGACUCUGCCAUGGACAGCAGGGCACUGGUUCCCAGUACCAACUCAGCAGGGACACCCUGGUCCAAGGAUGAUGAGAACAACUCAUCCGACCCACAGUUCACGUAUCUCAUGGAGCGUUGGAGACAAAGUGUCGAGCAUGAGAGUAGAAUGAGUAGGAAAUCCCAGCAGACUCAACAGGAAGACAAGCCCAGCCAGAGCUCGGAGGCCCACAAGGUGUCAGCCCCGGGGGGUCCUGAGGGGGCAGGAGUGGACAGUCCCAAGGGGGAUGGGGAUGAUGGCCUGGAGAGUGUGUUCAGCACAGCGGUGGAUGAGCAGACGCUGGCGGAGGCAAAGGAGCGGCGGGGCCAGGGGGCGGGGCGACCUGGGGAGACGGGCAUCUUCCAAACAGAGAAGUGGGGCAUGGAGAAGCCUCCCCAGCCAAGUCUCAAACAGAUCAUGGAUGACACAGCCAUGAAACACUUUACAAAAGCAUUGAAGCUGAAGGAAGAAAAGAACUAUCAAAGUGCUAUAUUGUUUAUCAACAAGGCAUUAACAAUACACAAAGAUGAUGUGCGGUUCUAUGUAGAGAGGGCAGAAGCUUAUCUAAACCUGUGUGACUUCCAGUCAGCCAUUUUAAACUAUAAAAAGGCGUGUCUAAUGGCCCCCUCAAACCAGGAGUAUUAUGAGAGAUUGGCAUUCUUUUAUUUCUUCCAAGGCCAGUCUCUGUUUGACCAGAGAUUGUACCCAGAAGCCUUGGAGGCAUUCUCACGAUCAGCGGAAAUGUGCCCAGAUAACAUUGGAUAUCACAUACGCAGCAUCACAUGCCUGGCAGCCCUACAGAGACAUGGGGAGUGUCUGGCCCUGGUGAAUAAGCAGCUAGAGACCGACAAGAACAACGCUGACCUCUACAUUAUGAGGGCCAGGCUACAUGAAAUGUUCAGAAAUACAACACUUUGCUACUAUGAUGUGAAGGACGCGCUGGGUAUUGACCCCGACCACGUUGAGGCCUCACACAUGAUGGCCCGCCUAGAGACUGUUGCUAGGGACAACCGUCGCCAGGCCAUGCAGCUCAACCUCAUGUCCAAACACAGAGAGGCACUCCAGAAGAUCUCGAUUGCCAUAGAAACAGACCCGGCAGUGGCAGACUUCCAUGUUCUCAGAGGUGCUCUACACAGAAAGCUGGGAGACUACAACGCAGCUAUAGAUGACUUUCUGUUGGCUCUGGACAAGUGUGACCACGAGGAGGAGAGUCCAGUCUACAUCGACUCUCAGAGACAACUGCUGCUCACUUACAACGACUUCGCAGUUGAGUGCUUCUCCAAGGGAUUCUUUGAGGAGGCCAUCAUCCUCUUGAACAAGGCAAUCAAGGGAGAGAAGCGAGAAAAAGGACUCUAUGUCAACAGGGGAGAUUGUUUCUUUCGUCAAGAUGAGUUCAGUUUUGCGAUGCAGGAUUAUGAGCAGGCCCUGGAGAUGGACCCUUCUGACGAUACCAUCAAGUCUAGAAUCUCUGUGAUACACAACGAGUUUGGUGUGCAGGCCUACCAGGACAAGAUGUUCCCGGAUGCAGAGAAGCGGUUCAGCCAGGCUCUGGAGUUUCACCCCAAGGUUGGCCAGUACUACAUCUCCCGGUCACGGGCCCGAUACAUGAUGGAGAACAUGACGGGUGCGCGAGGUGACUUGAUCAUGGGUCUACUACUGGACCCGGACAAUGAGGACGUCAUCUCCAUCCUGUCCCGUCUGUUCCCGGGCAAGUCUGUGGGUGACGUGCUGGCCAGCAGGGCAGCUGAGAGUGCCAAGAUGGCCAUCAGGAACAUCUUCCACCCUCCCCGAUCACAGCAGACACAACAGGAGGGGGAGGAGGAGUCUGUUGCUAGGUAAGAUGACUAUCAGGAACAUC